UUGCUCUUUCUCAUUUUAGUAUUUAUAAAUGCACGUUUUUUAACUAUAUAUAUAUAUAUAUAUAUAUAUAAAAGUGAUUUGCACCUCUGAUAAUUUGUUAACACUAUACUCCAUAUCAUCAUGGGUAAAAUAGCCCUAGGAACAACCCGAGAGGCAACGGAACCAGAAUGCAUCAAUGCUCUCGUUGUCGAAUUCAUUUGCACCUUCCUCUUCGUCUUCGCCGGUGUUGGAUCUGCCAUGGCUGCUGAUAAAGCAGAAGCAAGUCCAAUAGUAGGAUUGUUGUUUGUGGGGAUAACACAUGCAUUUGUGGUAGCUGCGAUGAUUGCUGCCGGAUUUAACAUUUCCGGCGGUCACUUGAACCCCGCCGUCACUCUUGGUCUUGCAAUUGGUGGCAAUAUUACAAUUCUCAGAUCUCUACUUUAUUGGAUUAUACAAUGUCUUGCUUCUGCUCUGGCUUGUUACUUGCUCACCUAUGUCACCGGUGGACUGGUGACUCCUAUACACUCUCUUCCAAAGGGGGUAGACCCUCUACAAGGAUUGGUGAUGGAGGUGAUCUUAACAUUUUCUCUCCUCUUCACAAUAUACACCACCCUUGUUGACCAAAAGAAGGGCCCACUUCAAAGCCAAGGAAUAUUGCUAACUGGGCUUGUGGUUGGGGCCAACAUCUUUGCUGGUGGGUUAUUCUCUGGGGCAUCAAUGAAUCCAGCAAGGUCAUUUGGGCCUGCUCUUGUAAGCUGGAACUGGGCUGAUCACUGGGUUUACUGGGUUGGCCCACUCAUUGGUGGGGCUCUUGGUGGGCUCACUUGUGACAACUUCUUCAUUCUCAAAACCCAUGUUCCUCUUUCAAGAGAUGAUGAAGCUUUCUAAUAUCAUAAAUAAUUUCCAAAAUAAAUGUUAUCAUUAGUUGUGCUUAUGCAAUUUGUGCAAAUUGCUUGAUGUAACUUUGUCAUUAAGUGAAGAUUUAAAUUGGAUAUUGGACUUUUAAAGACAUUAUAUUAAAUUAUGCUUUUAUAAAAUGGUACCACUUUUUAUUAGGAA
Molecule: messenger RNA, 1038 nt
Organism: Spinacia oleracea (spinach)
Lineage: Eukaryota; Viridiplantae; Streptophyta; Magnoliopsida; Caryophyllales; Amaranthaceae
Product: aquaporin TIP4-1
Exons: 3
Coding region: 121-867 (248 amino acids)
Biological process (GO): water transport; transmembrane transport
Cellular component (GO): membrane
Molecular function (GO): water channel activity
Source: RefSeq, a predicted model, not a curated record